Capra hircus (goat) is the source of this 342-nucleotide messenger RNA. Its product is annotated as 40S ribosomal protein S26-like. Gene Ontology annotation, molecular function: mRNA binding; structural constituent of ribosome. Gene Ontology annotation, biological process: translation. NCBI's taxonomy places the organism in Eukaryota, Metazoa, Chordata, Mammalia, Artiodactyla, Bovidae. The record is from RefSeq and is a predicted model, not a curated record. The annotation marks the transcript as partial. The transcript has a single exon. Gene Ontology annotation, cellular component: cytosolic small ribosomal subunit; ribosome.
AGGACCAAGAAAAGAAGGAACCACAGUCGUGCCAAAAAGGGCCACGGCCACGUGCAGCCUAUUCCCUGCACCAACUGUGCCCACCGCGUGCCCACGGAUAAGGCCAUUAAGAAGUUCGUCAUUCGGCACGUCGUAGAGGCUGCAGCUGUCAGGGACAUUUCUGAAGCGAGUGUUUUCAACGCCUAUGUGCUUCCCAAGCUGUAUGUGAAACUACAUUGCUGCGUGAGUUGUGCCAUUCACAGCAAGGUUGUCAGGAAUCGCUCUCCGGAAGCCGGGAAGGACCGAACACCUCCAGCCCGAUUUAGACCUGCGGGUGCUGCCCCACGUCCUCGACUAAACCAU